Molecule: messenger RNA, 1263 nt
Organism: Talaromyces stipitatus ATCC 10500
Lineage: Eukaryota; Fungi; Ascomycota; Eurotiomycetes; Eurotiales; Trichocomaceae
Exons: 2
Coding region: 1-1263 (420 amino acids)
Biological process (GO): regulation of DNA-templated transcription
Molecular function (GO): DNA-binding transcription factor activity, RNA polymerase II-specific; zinc ion binding
Source: RefSeq, a predicted model, not a curated record
AUGUCUGUGAUACAAGCCCCAGUCGCCUACAAAGAAAGAAAUGGCGCUAUCCCACGGCGGAAAUCAUGCAAAGCAUGCGCCAAAGCCAAACGACGAUGUGAUCUGCUUCUACCGGUAUGCUCACGAUGCAGUCAGCGCCGAUUGGAUUGCGAAUAUCCGAUGCUAGAGGCUUCAAAUCUUUCAUACUCCUGGGAUUGCUUGUCGGACUUCAAUAUCAAUCCGUCAAUAGCAACAACUCUAUUUCAACAGCCUCCUCCUCCGUUGCCAAUUAUACCAUCGUCUUACGAAAACGUGUAUAAGGUUGACGAAAAUUCCUUAUCACCUCCACUUAAUGUCAAUCCACUCUUUUCAGGUCGCAUGUCUCGGUUGCAGUUUACGCUAAGCGUGCUUCAGAAUGCGCAUAGGACAAUGGUGCUGGAGAAUCAGACGCCGUGGUGUCAUCCACUACUGUACAAGAAUGGUAUGCCGCGAGUUAUGCAAGAUGCAUAUGCAUGUUGUUCUCUGUAUAUGAACAGGAAUGCAACAAACUCCAAAACUAUAUUGUCGAUUAUCGAAAACCGUGCUGCUGAGCUGCUUGCAUCAGAUCAACCAGAUAAUGCUUGGGAGUACCUUGCACGCUUACAAGCGCUCAUACUGUACCAGACAAUAAGAAUAUUUGAUGAUGACGCAUCGGCUCUGGUUGCUGCAGAUCUCACCAUGCCGGCUCUGCGAGCUAUAUUGACUCAUUUUGUCGCCAAUGUGCCCCUCGAAGAUACUCUGUUAAAUUCAGAGAAUUUGCCUAUAAACUGCCUCAUCAAUGAACCUACGUCGGACACCAAAGACCACUGGCACAGCUGGAUUUUCGAAGAAUCCACACGCCGCACAAUGUUCCUCUCACACCUACUGAUCAGCAUAUGGGAAAUCCUCCAAUACUUAAACCAACAGCAAAUCAUCGCUUCUACCACCACACCAUACACCGGCAUCAGCAGGAAAAAGCCCACCUGCGAUGGCCGACUAGGUCUCUCCAAUUGCUGGUGGUACUGGUACCUAUCAGCGCAUUUAUGGGAAGCUCCGACACGGUAUGACUUUGCAUUGGCGUAUGCAGAGAAGAGUCGUUUCCUCAUCAAGGAUUUGGACUUUACGGAGUUCUUGGCUUUGGGUCAACCAGAUGAUGUGGAUAUGUUGGGGAAAAUGGCACUGUCGGCUUGGAUGGGGAAUGAGGCGUUGCAGGAAUGGUUUUUCGUUAGAGGGGGUGUGUUGACCAUGCCUGUUUCAUCGAUGUGA